AAGAAAAACGCAGCCAAAACAAGGGGACCGGAAGCGUCGUUGUUUUGCCGCGAAUGCGUUUUGCUCGGCUGAGGAUUUUGGAGGCCAGCACACCAUGUUUGACCCCGAGGAGAAUGCUAUGAUUGACUUUCCAGACUAUGAACAGAUAGUGGAUGAGACCUUCCCUCCUCUCCCCCCACCGCACUCCCCAGGGCAAGCAGGGGCAGCAGCAGGAGAAGAGGGGGAUUCUUUUGCAAACGGGGAGGACGAGGGUGAGGUGUCCAAACUGCCAGAUGUUCCUUCUGCUAAAAGGAGAGGAGUUAAGAGACCACAGCCCAAACUGGACUCUCAGAGGCUCACCUCAGAAAGAGGUCUUCCAGCCCUGAGAAGUCUGUUUGAUGACGUUCAUUUCAAAGGCAAAGGCCAUGAGGCAGAGAACCUGCGGCUCCUGAUGCAGAGGUUGGAGAACUGGGCCCACAGACUUUACCCCAAACUGCAGUUUGAGGAAUUCAUUGAGAAGGUGGAGAAACUGGGCUCCAAGAAAGACGUGCAGACCUGUCUGAAGAGAAUUCGCCUGGACAUGCCGCUGACAUUUGACGACUUCGUCGGUAAAGACGGUGCGGAGGAGACUGAAAACCAGCAGGUUUUCGGGGACGUGCCGGAGGUUGAAGCCCCGGUUUUCCCGGAUGACCCCACAGGACCGCUCCACUCCACCCCCGCCCCGCACCUGCCUACUUCGCCACCUCCGACCCUGACCGAGGAGCAGCUGAGACGCAUGGAGCUCAACAAAAAGCUGGCGAUGGAGAGGAGGCUGGCCCGCACGCAGCAGGAUGGAGUACUAUCGGACUCUCAACCCUUCUCUUCACCCGAGCCGAGGACCUCUCCCUCCCUCCCCCGGCCCCAAGAGGAGGAGGGAGGUUUGGACUUACACCAGGAGAAUCAUGACGAGGAAGAGCAGAGCCAUCAGGAUCCACAGACGGGAUCCCCCCAGCAGGAGGAAGACGAGACCCACGACAGAGACGAAGAUUAACACGUUCUGCAGACAGGCCCAUCAGCUGUUUUCUCAAAGCCUUAACGUAAUGGCGUUUCAUCACAUGAGCUGCUUCAGCCAAGCCAGCCUCUGGUUCGUGUUUCAAAUCAGUCAACAACAAUCAUUAGGUUGUUGAUGUGUACCGUGAUGCGAUGAAAGUUGAGUUGUCUUUUUCAACACAAACUCCCUCUGUGCUUGUGGAAACAAGGUGAGGUCAUGUGAUCAAUCAGGACCAGCCUGACUCGUGAGAAUUUUACCGUAGGACUACUGGAACAUGAAGUGGUUUCAUCAACCGAUAGAAAGUCAUCGGCUGAUUUUUUUUUUUUUUCCCCCGACACAAAAGCUGAAUUAUCUGAAAGAUGUCAGAUGGGUGAUAGGAGUUUGUCAGCGAUCACCUGUCGUGCUCCCCCACGUUCUGAAAAGAGAUAAACUCUUCCUGUGUCUGUAACGUCAGCCUGUGGCUUUAACUGAGAGGUG
Lampris incognitus (smalleye Pacific opah) is the source of this 1486-nucleotide messenger RNA. It is a transcript of the gene tipin, whose product is annotated as timeless interacting protein. The coding region runs from base 95 to 1009 and encodes 304 amino acids. Gene Ontology annotation, cellular component: replication fork protection complex; nucleus. The record is from RefSeq and is a predicted model, not a curated record. Gene Ontology annotation, biological process: replication fork arrest; DNA replication checkpoint signaling; DNA damage response. The transcript is spliced from 8 exons. NCBI's taxonomy places the organism in Eukaryota, Metazoa, Chordata, Actinopteri, Lampriformes, Lampridae. Gene Ontology annotation, molecular function: DNA binding.